Lemur catta (Ring-tailed lemur) is the source of this 3622-nucleotide messenger RNA. It is a transcript of the gene SF1, whose product is annotated as splicing factor 1. Bases 97 to 2376 code for a protein of 759 amino acids. Lineage: Eukaryota; Metazoa; Chordata; Mammalia; Primates; Lemuridae. Gene Ontology annotation, biological process: regulation of mRNA splicing, via spliceosome. The transcript has 13 exons. Gene Ontology annotation, molecular function: zinc ion binding; mRNA binding. The record is from RefSeq and is a predicted model, not a curated record. Gene Ontology annotation, cellular component: nucleus.
CAGCGCAGUCGGGUUCCCUCCCCCGGGAGGCUCGCGAAGGAGAAGCCAGCCGCCGCCGAGGAAAAAGAGCCGCUGGUGCUGGUCCCCGGGGGCGCCAUGGCGACGGGAGCGAACGCCACGCCGCUGGGUAAGCUCGGCCCCCCCGGCCUCCCUCCGCUUCCCGGGCCCAAAGGGGGCUUCGAACCGGGGCCUGCGCCUGGGGCGGGGCUGCUGGCGCCUGGGCCGCCGCCGCCCCCGCCCGUGGGCUCAAUGGGGGCCCUGACCGCGGCCUUCCCCUUCGCGGCGUUGCCGCCGCCGCCUCCGCCGCCGCCCCCCCCACCUCCGCAGCAGCAGCAGCCGCCGCCUCCGCCGUCCCCGGGCGCCUCGUACCCGCCGCCGCAGCCGCCCCCUCCGCCGCCGCUCUAUCAGCGCGUGUCGCCGCCGCAGCCGCCGCCGCCACUCCAGCCGCCGCGUCAGGACCAGCAGCCGGGCCCGGCCGGCGGCGGAGGAGACUUCCCAAGUAAGAAGCGGAAGAGGAGCCGCUGGAACCAAGACACAAUGGAACAGAAGACAGUGAUUCCAGGAAUGCCUACAGUUAUCCCCCCUGGACUUACUCGGGAACAAGAAAGAGCUUAUAUAGUGCAACUGCAGAUAGAAGACCUGACUCGUAAACUGCGCACAGGAGACCUGGGCAUCCCCCCUAACCCUGAGGACAGGUCCCCUUCCCCCGAGCCCAUCUACAACAGUGAGGGGAAGCGGCUUAACACCCGAGAGUUCCGCACCCGGAAAAAACUCGAAGAGGAACGGCACAACCUCAUCACAGAGAUGGUUGCUCUCAACCCUGAUUUCAAGCCACCUGCAGAUUACAAACCUCCAGCAACACGUGUGAGUGAUAAAGUAAUGAUUCCACAAGAUGAAUAUCCGGAAAUCAAUUUCGUGGGGCUGCUAAUUGGGCCCAGAGGAAACACCCUGAAGAACAUAGAGAAGGAGUGCAACGCCAAGAUCAUGAUCCGGGGGAAAGGGUCUGUGAAAGAAGGGAAGGUUGGGCGCAAAGAUGGCCAGAUGUUGCCAGGAGAAGAUGAGCCACUUCAUGCCUUGGUCACUGCCAAUACAAUGGAGAAUGUCAAAAAGGCGGUAGAGCAGAUCAGAAACAUCCUGAAACAGGGUAUCGAGACCCCAGAGGACCAGAACGACCUACGGAAGAUGCAGCUUCGAGAGUUGGCUCGCUUGAAUGGGACCCUUCGGGAAGAUGAUAACAGGAUCUUAAGACCCUGGCAGAGCUCAGAGACCCGCAGCAUCACCAACACCACAGUGUGUACCAAGUGUGGAGGGGCUGGCCACAUAGCAUCAGAUUGCAAAUUCCAAAGGCCUGGUGACCCCCAGUCAGCUCAGGAUAAAGCCCGGAUGGAUAAAGAAUACUUGUCCCUCAUGGCUGAACUGGGUGAAGCGCCUGUACCAGCAUCUGUGGGCUCCACCUCUGGGCCAGCCACCACACCCCUGGCCAGUGCACCUCGGCCUGCUGCUCCUGCCAACAACCCUCCUCCACCGUCUCUUAUGUCUACCACCCAGAGCCGCCCGCCCUGGAUGAAUUCUGGCCCUUCAGAGAGUCGGCCUUACCAUGGCAUGCACGGAGGUGGUCCUGGCGGGCCUGGAGGCGGCCCCCAUAGCUUCCCACACCCAUUACCUAGCCUGACAGGUGGGCAUGGUGGACAUCCCAUGCAGCACAACCCUAAUGGACCCCCACCCCCUUGGAUGCAGCCACCACCACCACCGAUGAACCAGGGCCCCCACCCACCUGGGCACCAUGGCCCUCCUCCAAUGGAUCAGUACCUGGGAAGUACGCCUGUGGGCUCUGGGGUCUAUCGCCUACAUCAAGGAAAAGGUAUGAUGCCGCCGCCGCCUAUGGGCAUGAUGCCACCGCCGCCGCCGCCUCCCAGUGGGCAGCCCCCGCCCCCUCCCUCUGGUCCUCUUCCCCCAUGGCAACAGCAGCAGCAGCAGCCUCCGCCACCCCCUCCGCCCAGCAGCAGUAUGGCUUCCAGUACCCCCUUGCCAUGGCAGCAAAAUACGACGACUACCACCACGAGCGCUGGCACAGGGUCCAUCCCGCCAUGGCAACAGCAGCAGGCGGCUGCCGCAGCUUCUCCAGGAGCCCCUCAGAUGCAAGGCAACCCCACUAUGGUGCCCCUGCCCCCCGGGGUCCAGCCGCCUCUGCCGCCCGGGGCCCCUCCCCCUCCGCCGCCUCCGCCACCUGGUUCCGGCAUGAUGUAUGCCCCACCCCCUCCUCCUCCGCCUCCCAUGGACCCUUCUAACUUUGUCACCAUGAUGGGCAUGGGGGUGGCGGGCAUGCCGCCCUUCGGGAUGCCUCCAGCUCCCCCACCGCCUCCACCACAGAACUAGACUUGUUUUUUUAAGAAAAUAUAUAUUAUAGAGAGAGAGAGAGAAUUGGUCUCGUUUAAACACACGCCGAACCUCACCAUAUGGAGCCAGACAUUGGGACGCACGCAUGUGAUUGUAUGUGCACGCAUGUGUGUGUGUGCACGCAUUGGGCUGGGCCAAGCGACUGAGGACUCGCUUGGGAACGGGCAGAUGGUAGUAGGGGCGCCAGCUUGGGCUCUUCUGGCGCCCCGUAGCAUCGAGUGUCUUCUUUGUCUUCUUUCUCUCCUCACCCAACUCCCUUUGCCUCUCCCCAAACCGGGCCGCCAGGAUCCCUCCCCGCAGCAGCGAUGGCCCGAGCCAUGAGAGUGAGGACUUUCCGCGCCCAUUGGUGACCCUUCCAGGCAGACAGCCUCAGCAGCGCCCCUGGUGGACAGGAUGGUUCGGCAAAGCAGCCUGAGUUAUUUUUGUGGACGGAAUCGGAACACGCUGGCUCCAUAUUGUGAAAUUUUUAUUAAUUUGUUUCUUUUUCCUUUGUUAUUUCCUUAUUUCUUCCUUUCUUCAGACUCCGUCCAAGGAGACGCUCUCCCCGGUCUUCUGCUGCAAUUAGAUUCCUUUCCUUUCUCUCCAAUUCUUCCCUUGCCAAGGAGAGAGGAGCAAAUGGUUUUAGGCACAGGUUUUGGCCAUUAAUGUCAGGCUAGUGGAGGGGGGGAUCAUUUGGUUCUAAGUUUUUCAAGGUUCCAUAGCUACCCCUGAAGGUGUUUGUUUGUUUUUUGUUUUUCUUACAUGUGGGGUUUUAUCUCUGCCACCCUUGUUGAAAGUCUUGUAUGGUUGCCGUGGGUGUGUCGAUCGCCAGGUUCUGGGAUCUACAUCUGUCCUGGCACUCCUGUGGCAGUAGGUGGGACAGCCUGAGUCACCUUGGGGCUUAACUUAUGGCCUGGAGUUCUUUCUGUGCUCCCUGACCACCUAAGCUGCCUCGGAUUCCAUUUGUUCCUCUUCUUCCUGCAAGGUUUCCUUUUACAUUUUAUUUUAAUCCCAAACAUCUGAAUGUUUUGCAGUGUCUAGGGGUUUGAGCCCCUUGUUCUUCAUUCUACAUCCUUUUUCUCCCCCCUUUCCUCUCCAUGGAGUGAUUAUGUUGACGAUAAUGUGUACUGCGCGUUCUCUUCACUGGUUUAUCUGCAGAAAUUUCUCUGGGCUUUUUUUCGGUGUUUGAUUUAACACUGCCCUAAAGGGGGGAUGUUCCAUUGAAUAAAAGAGCAGUGUGGUUUUC